AAAUGCCAAUGUUCUACUGACACAUUUUUUUAAAAAGCUCUUCGAGUAACUUAUGUGAUAAAUUCGUAAACGGUUUUUACAUAUUUUUUCAAAUAAAAUUUUCGUAAAAAUGCAACCCGGAAAAACGCACGAAUUGGUUAAACCGCUUUGUUGGUUAUUGGGAACAUGGAAAUCAGUUAACGUUAAACUGAAACGUAAAUUAAAUUUACCGAUGAGCGACCACUGCAAACUUUUAAAAGCCAACGCAUACGAUACCUACAGUGAAAUAUUAACCUUCAGUACAUUUGGUCAUCCAACAAUAAAAUACGAAGCAACUUCGUGGCAUCCGAAGAAUUUCUUUCCAUUAAAAUUUGAGGUCGGUCAUUUUAUGUGUCAUCCUGGUAAAAAGAACUUGACAGUCGUUGCGGCUCAUAAUUACGGAAUGGCUGCUGUUGAAGUUGGAAAAAUUACUCAGCAUUGUAUCGAACUUUGUACUUUAUCAAUGGCAAAUUCUGAAGUCGUCGAUAAACCAGUAGUUGGAUAUUGUAGAUCCUAUCGCAUAAACGACCAAGGACAAUUGGUAUAUAAGCUGAAAUUACGAACACAGGACGAACAUAGUCUGAAAGAAUAUACGAGAAUUAUUUACGAAAAAGAUUAAUUAAAAUCCGGUACGUCAAUUUUUGAAUAUUGAUUAUGAAAUAACUUGAAUUGUAUUUGUUCGAAAGAAAAUGUAAACCAUGAAAUUUGUAGUGAUUAAAAUAUAAUAAAGAUAUUUGUUUUUAUCCUCUGAA
Messenger RNA from Diorhabda carinulata, 770 nucleotides. Its product is annotated as peroxynitrite isomerase THAP4-like. Bases 110 to 637 code for a protein of 175 amino acids. NCBI's taxonomy places the organism in Eukaryota, Metazoa, Arthropoda, Insecta, Coleoptera, Chrysomelidae. The transcript has a single exon. The record is from RefSeq and is a predicted model, not a curated record.